AUGUCCCAGAACUUGUACAAUCCCGGCGGAUUCCGAAGCGUGUCCAACUGGAUGGACAAGAAGUUCGACAUGCAUGAGAAUGGAUGGGUGCGAUCAUCGAUUCAUGCCGCCUGGCAUGGAGGUGCUGGGGUGGCCGCUUCUGUGAAUGCAUGGACCAAGUCGGACGGCCUACUCAACCCUGGGGACCAGUCGCAGGCCAAGCGAGAAUUCUCAAGAGCCAAAGAGCAGUGGGAUCGCGUGGACAACAACAAGUUUGGCAAGACCAAGAACUAG
This is a messenger RNA of Symbiodinium necroappetens, 273 nucleotides long. The record is from the annotation of a GenBank genome assembly. NCBI's taxonomy places the organism in Eukaryota, Dinophyceae, Suessiales, Symbiodiniaceae.